Messenger RNA from Limanda limanda (common dab), 1320 nucleotides. It is a transcript of the gene dpf1, whose product is annotated as double PHD fingers 1. Gene Ontology annotation, biological process: nervous system development. The record is from RefSeq and is a predicted model, not a curated record. Gene Ontology annotation, cellular component: nBAF complex. Lineage: Eukaryota; Metazoa; Chordata; Actinopteri; Pleuronectiformes; Pleuronectidae.
AUGUUGACAUGCGUAAAAAACCACUUCCCCCAAAGCUGUCACGGCGCGCUUCCGCCUCCCAUUGGCUGCUCGCUCCAGCCGCAGCCCCAGAGAAUGAAUGAAAUUGAAAUAGCUGCUACAUUACAUGUACAAUUCCGGGCUCUGCAGUGUUGCAUUCUAUCACACUGUAUCAAAAUGGCCACAGCGGUGCAGAACCCCCUCAAAUCGCAAUCUGGAGGUGCAGUCAUCAAGAACAGUCUUGGUGAGGAGUUUUAUAAGGAGGCCAUUGAACACUGUCGCAGCUACAAUGCCCGUCUGUGUGCCGAGCGCUCCAUGCGUCUCCCCUUCCUGGACUCCCAGACCGGCGUGGCCCAGAGCAACUGUUACAUCUGGAUGGAGAAGAACCACCGUGGACCGGGCCAUGCACCGGGUCAGUUGUACACAUAUCCUGCUCGCUGCUGGCGCAAGAAGAGACGGCUAAACAUCUUGGAGGACCCCCGGCUCGUACCCAUCGAGUUCAAAAUUGACUACGAGGCUUCGCUAAAGAAGGAGGGGGGCAUCCCGGAUGGGCCUGUGCUGGAGUCGCUUCUCGCUGGGGAAACCCUGGACAAGAAGGUAGAAACCAAGGAAGAAGAGCCAAUGAGCGAGUGUCAGAAGUUGCUUGUCGGGGAUUUCCCUCACGACCUGGAGGUGGAUGAGAUGGAGGAGGACGUUCCGAAGCGCAAGAACCGUACCAAAGGACGGGCCUACGGCGUCGGGGGCAUGAGAAAGAGACAAGAGCUGCCUGCCAUUGAAGACAGAGACAAGCCUUACGUCUGUGACAUUUGUGGAAAGCGCUAUAAGAACCGCCCAGGGCUGAGUUACCAUUACACUCACACCCACCUGGCAGAUGAGGAGGGGGAGGAAGACUCAGAGCGACAUACACUACCCUUCCAGCGCAAGAACAACCACAAGCCCAAGAAAGCACCGGACGGCUCAGUGAUCGCCAACGGCUACUGCGACUUCUGCCUCGGUGGUUCAAAGAAGACCGGCUGCCCUGAAGACCUUAUCUCCUGUGCAGACUGUGGACGCUCAGGCCACCCAUCCUGUCUGCAGUUCACAGUGAACAUGACUGCUGCCGUGAGGACUUAUCGCUGGCAGUGCAUCGAGUGCAAGUCCUGCAGCCUGUGUGGCACGUCUGAAAACGAUGACCAGCUGUUGUUUUGUGAUGAUUGUGACAGAGGCUACCACAUGUACUGUCUGAGCCCUCCCAUGUCUGAACCACCAGAGGGGAGCUGGAGCUGUCAUCUGUGUCUGAGACAACUGAAGGAGAAGGCCUCAGCCUACAUCACCCUCACUUAA